CUGGACUCUAAUCUCUCUGAUGGUUGCAGUUGUCUUCAGCUUUCUCCGACAACACUGAGAUCACAAUGGGCUCCAUCAGUGCAGCAAAUGCAGAAUUUUCUUUUGACGUAUUCAAAGAGCUGAAAGUCCACCAUGCCAACGACAACAUCUUCUAUUCCCCCCUGAGCAUCAUUGCAGCCUUGGCCAUGGUCUAUUUGGGAGCGAGAGGUAACACUGAGUAUCAGAUGGAGAAGGUUCUUCACUUUGACAAAAUUGCAGGACUUGGAGGAACUAUUCAGACCAAGUGUGGCAAGUCUGUGAAUAUCCACAUACUGUUUAAAGAACUUAUCUCUGAUAUCACUGCAUCAAAAGCCAAUUAUUCACUCCACAUUGCCAACAGACUCUACGCUGAAAAGACAUGUCCAAUCCUACCGAUCUACUUAAAAUGUGUGAAGAAACUGUACAGAGCAGGUCUGGAAAUGGUCAACUUCAAAACAGCACCAGAUCAAGCCAGACAGCUCAUUAAUUCCUGGGUGGAAAAUCAGACAAAUGGACAGAUCCAAGAUUUCCUUGAACCAGGCUCUGUUGAUCUCGACACUGUGCUGGUCCUUGUGAAUGCCAUUUUCUUCAAAGGCCUAUGGAAGACAGCGUUUAAAGAAGAACACACUCAGGAAUUUCCCUUCAGAGUGACAAAGGAAGAAAGCAGACCCGUGCAAAUGAUGUGUCAGAACAGUACCUUCAAAGUGGCAGCAGUGGCUGCAGAUAAAGUUAAGAUCCUGGAGCUUCCGUAUGCCAGCGGAGAGCUGAGCAUGUUGGUGCUGUUGCCUGAUGAUGUCUCUGGCCUGGAGCAGCUUGAGAACAAAAUCAACUUUGAAAAACUUACUGAGUGGACCAGUCCUAAUGUGAUGGAAAAGAAGAGAGUGAAAGUCUACCUCCCGCGCAUGAAGAUUGAGGAAAAAUAUAACCUCACAUCUGUCUUAAUGGCCUUGGGCAUGACUGACCUGUUCAGUCCUUCAGCCAAUCUGACUGGCAUCUCUUCCACAGAGAGCCUGAAGAUAUCUGAGGCCAUCCAUGAGGCGUACAUGGAAGUCAAUGAAGAGGGAACUGAGAUAGCAGCUGAGGUGAUGGGAGACAUCAAGCAUUCCCCUGAGUUUGAAGAGUUUAGGGCUGACCACCCUUUCCUUUUCUUGAUCAAACACCAUCCAACCAAUAGCGUCCUCUUCUUUGGUAGAUAUCGUUCCCCCUAGAGAAAGAAAGAGCUGGAAAUAAUGCUUCCCUUCCCCUCAGGAAUAGACCCCCUUUACCAUAACAUUGUUGCUUAAUCUCAUCUCUUCAAUAUUUUCUCCAAGUGGAAAGCCUAAUCUAAGAAAUGAUCAUUUAAAAAGCUUCCAUAGCAAAGACAUACCAGCAGGUGAGGAAACAGCAGCAAGCAUGUUUACUCCUUUCCCUUCUCUUAGUGGUUUCAGUAUUGCUUGAGCUGAGCAAAGACUGAGCCAACAGAGAACUGAAGCACCCACCAGCCAGGAAGGACUCAAGCAGUUUUCACAAAUUGCAGGGAUGGCUCCAAGUCUUGGGAGUCCAUUACAUAGAAAGCCAUGGGCUGUGCUCAUCCCAUUCCCCGGUAGCAUACUGCUGACCAAACCAUGUUGUUGUUCCUGACACAUGGGCUUUAAGAUCUCCAGUCUGGAGGAGAUCCUUGUGGAUAAUGUUCUUCUAUGUAGGUUAUUGACUGGUGCCUAUGUAAAUUUUUUUUUUUUUACUUAACUGUUGGGAAGUGUUGUACAUGUCCACUAUCACCAGAAUUGUCCUCUCACCAUAAGCUCCUCACCAAAUCCUGCAUUUCUCACAGAGGUUCUCCAAAGUCAAGGAGAGUGUCCCUUCCACUUCAGAGAGCACAGAGAGAUCUAACUUUAUGUAUGUGCAGUUAUGCCUUCUCACAGGGUGUAGAUUUGAAGCCUGAAACAUGGAUAUCUGGGUGAUCCAGGUAAUCCAGAACUCAGUGAGAACUUCCAGCCAGCUGUCCGAAUUUUUGUUUAAAACAUUGGCAGACACUUCGAAUUUGAGAACAUUUUCAUUUUUGUGAAAAAUCCUGCAAGAGGUAUUAAAGAAUCUGAUUUCUCCAUGGGAGCUUUAUGAAAAAAUACGGCUUUCAAAAUAAUCCCUGCCUCUGUUGAGGUUGCUUAUCAAGUAAACUUCAGUUAGUCCCUGGAAAGCUCUCAGAUGAAGUUCAAAACUCAAGUGUAUUAUUAUUCUGUGAAUGCAGCUGGGCUUCUUUGUUCCUAUGAGAGUUCAAAGCUACAUCUCUUGUUUUUAAAAAAUACUUGAGAAUCCUAAUAUUCUCUGUCUUUUCCUUCCUAUGUGUCCAUUGCCAUCUGCAAAUACAGAUAUAUUGGCUCAAUA
Molecule: messenger RNA, 2379 nt
Organism: Phalacrocorax carbo (great cormorant)
Lineage: Eukaryota; Metazoa; Chordata; Aves; Suliformes; Phalacrocoracidae
Source: RefSeq, a predicted model, not a curated record